Messenger RNA from Porites evermanni, 10336 nucleotides. Lineage: Eukaryota; Metazoa; Cnidaria; Anthozoa; Scleractinia; Poritidae. The record is from the annotation of a GenBank genome assembly.
CUAAUACUGUCUUCUAAUUCUCCAGUAACAGCUUCAACGUGCAAAGAGAUUUAUGAAAAAAACAUGUAAGUAUAAAAGAUACAUCAUUCUAACUCCGUUAAUUAACACAUAUCUCCAUUUACAAACGCACAAUACCCAACUUCCGUAAAACUGUUGGCAGUAUAUCAGGUAUUCCGCACACCUAUCCAAACUCUGAACAUAACGAAGUUCCCAAGAAAAAAGCGAGAAAAGUAAGGAAGUUUUGUAAUAACUCUUGCAACUGAUUUAAAGCGAACAAAAUUGCAAAUAUUUUUUAAUCAGUGACGUACAAAUUUGAAAAGGUAAAUAGUAAGAAGGAAACAAAGGUUGAAAGUAACAAAUGAAUACAGCGACCACUGGUUUAGUAUAAAGAAAUUUUGCAGACAUAGGAAACUACCACAAUGCAGCAAAAAUUGAACAUAAGGAGAUGGUGUACGUAAGCAACAGAUCAAGAAACAAACUCCGAUCUGGGAUUGGUACUAUAAAAGUAACAGACUGAACAAAAGAAGAAAAUUUACAGUACUUGUAUGGAGCGUCGAGUUUACCGAUGACGACGUUAUUUGUUAUUCUUAGAUUAUCCAAGGACCGUGUUGGACUUUGAGACAGCGUUUCAAAUUAUCCUAGCGAUUUAUAUGUAAUAAAAUUCUUCCUCUCGAUAAAAAUGGCCAAAUGUCUUGAUUUGAGUUUGCCAAUGAAAUUGUACUUUUCACCAGGUCCAAAGCAAACAAAACGCACCUGCUGGAUGAUGGAUGCAGAAAGAUUCCCGUAUAUUGUCACAUGACCAGUCAAGGGCUUGAUGCAUGCGGAGGAGGUGGAUGGACCCUGGUCAUGAAGAUCGAUGGCUCAAAGGUGUUUAAAGAUCAAUGUUUUCACAUCUAGCUUGGUUUUUCAUCACCUAAUUUCCAUUCUAAAGACAAAAUUACAGUGCAAGUCCAGAGUCAAGCUAAAGGGGUAGGACAGGAAAUCUGGUGAGGUUAGGUCUAAAAAUUGUUGGAUCAAUGAUGUAUCAACUCACUGUAAGCAGUAACAGACAAAGUAUGAGUAGGAUAAUAUGAGAUUGACAUAAUAAGGACUUACAGAGUUCAUUGCUGUUUUUUGUGUUCGCAGAAAACAUUUCACUACAAUUCUAAACUGUGGAGCAACACAGUCGACUUCAACCUUCCAGGAGGGAAGACUGGGUUGGACAAUCACGAGACCAAGUUACCGACUUAUUGGAACACACCGUUCAACAAGAUCUGUCUUGGAAUGAAGAUCGGACAGCAGUUCAAGUCUGUUGUCAUCAACCAUCAAGCCAGAUCCCUGUAUUCACUGAUCGCAGAUGGCAAAUACCGAGCUACUUCACUGGGCCGUAACACGUGGAAGAAGCUUAUUGGGUCUCGGGCCUCUUUACAAACCAACUGUAACAAGGAAGGAUUCAAUGUAGUUUGUACCUACAAGGACUGGUCUAAAGCAAGGAUUGGUAUCCUUGGGAACAACGAGAAAGACUGCAGCACCUGUAACUCCAGGAUUGGGUUUGGCACUGGAGGACACCAUGAUGACUCGAACACGUGUGGCAACGAAGCUACACCCGCGCCAGAUAAUAGCUACCAGCACAUCAAGCUAUGGGAUACAUCUUGGUUCACUAAGUUCUGCAGUACGCAGAAAAAAACUUCGAACGGCCUUAAAAUGCAACUAAGAAAUUGUUUAUUCUUGUCAAAAAGCGGUUAAAAAUUGACUGUAGGAUGACGGAUUUGUAAGAAUGAGAUGAAAUAAAAUCCUUAAUGGAAAAGGCCAGAAAGUUUCUUUCUUUAUUAUGCUUCAGUCUCUGUAUCACUUGGAGUAAACAAGUAUCGUCUCUGGUCACAAAAACUCGCGCACGUACAUUUUUGCUAGACUGAGAACAGUCUCUUCACUUUCUUUUUGAGUCACAGAAGAUGGAGAGCAGGGGUGAGCGGCGAAGUCGUGAGGAACGAGGGCGGAAGCCCGUGCCAAGAGUAAAAAGGAGUCUCUCUGCCCAAGCUCUGCCCCAAUUUCUCCUGCUUUUUAACAUGAUUUGCAUAAUUUCGCUCGCCGCGCGUGUCUCUGAGGAAAGAAGUACGAUCGCUUAGGGUCUAGUCUUUGUUUGAAUUAUUUCAUUGUUCUCAAACGCAACUGAGUGACGCCACUAUCCUUUCUCCUUAUCAAUCACACUAUCGUCAAGGAAACACCAUUAGCUUCCCUAAGCAGUGGUACGCCUAGCAGUUUUGCGCUCCUCAACAAAAUAUACCCACAAAAAAUUAUAUAGAUGACUUUCAUGUUCAUAUUCUUAAAUAACCUUUACAAAGGCCGGUUCUAAAAACGUGAACUGGUCGAAACACGUUGAAAAAAGAAAAACAAAUUUGCACCAAGGGACCAAUGUUUUCCUAUACUUUUCGCUUACUGUUCAUUGUAACUUCAAAAAAACCCAGAAAAUUCACGCCAGUUUAUCCUUAAGAAUUGUUUCAAGGAAUUUUGAGAAUUUCUCAAUUUGAAUCUGUUUGCCGUUUGUCGUAAACUCUAAAUCCCUGUAAUGUUAAACUCUUUGGACAUGAGGCGAAUCACCAGCAGCAGCUGUGUAUGGGGACUUGGAUCUCUACACUGGGAAUAACCACAUUGUUACACUUAGCGCGAGAUUAAGCUCAGUCACAAUCGCAAAAAGCAACAGUGGUAAAAAUUAACAUUCCUUCGGCUUAGUUAACUUCUGAUAUCAUAAGCUGCUUUAUACUAAAAAUACAGAUUCAUGAACGCAGUCUUUACACAUCGAAUUUUACAAAGAGAAUGUUUCUUCGGACAGACCAUCAAUCCCACAAGUUUUCAUGCUUAUUGUCAUUAACCAUUUGAAAAGACUGUACAAAUAAAUCAUGCUAUCAUAUGCGACUGUUUCACGAACAAAAAUCAUUAGUUGGAAAAUACUGCACAGUUCAACAGCAAAUAACACACGAAUUGCACAUAUUCACUGUGAUAGUUAUCCGGCCUCUGAAAGCUAUUCUUUGCAUACCUAGGAGUAAAAGAGCCAAAUUAAAUGUCUAAAUCGGUACUCGCGGUCCAAACUGUUCACAUUGACCAUUUUUAUAUUGCCCAUUAAACACCCUUCAGUCUACAAAGUUUUGCAUAUUAACCGUUGUUUUCCAUUUUUCCUGGGUAUAACAGACGUCCAAGGGAAAUAGAAGACAAUCCUUACGCAAACUUUGAGAACGUACAGCUAGGUGUAUUAUGGGUAAUGUGAAAUUAUCAGCAAAACAACUGAAUUUCAGAGAGCUAUAAAAAAUAAAAGCAUAUUUAUGAUAAAAUCAGAAAAAAAGAUAACAUUAAAUAGAUAAAUAAGAAACACAACCUCUAUAGUUUACUUAGUCGCAUCUCUUUCCUCCACAUAAACGAAUAUCAGGAGAAAAUAUUUCUCCGCAAAUCUAUUCACGCUUUUUUUAAACGAUUACACUGAACGUACGAAAACACCCGGUAAUUCGCACACAGAGUUAAGCAACAUUGAAUUGAUCACCUUCUUGGUUAUCCUGGCUCCAGAGGUCACGCGAGCAAUCUCUCGGGGAGACAGGGGCUCGGGGGAAAAGAAGAGUUUCUCCUUACCCUCCCCUCCCUACUCUGCUCCCGCACACAAAUGUCUGAUGUAUCCUUAGCCAGACAUCCAUGUAGUGAUUAAAUAGCAAGCCAUAAAUUCAUCAAAGAAACUCUUACUUACAACAAAAAACAUAACGAAGUUAAAAAAAACUUGUCUAAAAGAAGGAAUAAUUUGAAAAUAAUUCACGACUUAAGCUGUAAACGGUCGAGACCCUUAACUUCCGUAUUUCCAAUGCGUUAAGUCAAUUACAUUCUAUGAAUUUCCUGCUUUGUCUUUAUACGUAAAGAAACUGAGGCACGGCUAUAAACAGCCGUCUGCUACAGACAAAAUUAUACAGAAGCACGGUGUGUGCCUUCAAGCACAAUUUUCGUCUACUUUUAUAAGUUACUCCCAAAGAAUUUGAGAGCUUUUCAUGAACAUUACUACAAAUUUAGCAUUCAAACUGCCAGCGCUUAUCGGUGAGAUCUCACCGGCGUCAUUUUAAACGGAUACGAUGAACCAAGUAAUUAAUUAAUUAAUUAAUAUUUCGACUGGAAAAUUUUCUUGUCUUCUAUACGAGUCAAAACUAAGCUAAAAAAAGAGACUCAGCAUUGCGGAGUACAAGUAUUCCGGUUCAAGGAACAUUACAGAAUAUUGUAGUUUACUCGAUAACAAACGCUUCAAUACAGCAAACUUUAAUCGAAAGAUGAGAUUUUGGUUCAUUUUAGCUUUUUCUCUGUUGCUCACAGCAAACGCAACGAAUGGAACGAAAAGUACCGAUGGCAAAUCAUUUGUCUGCAACCAGUACAACGGACAUAACUCUGAAACAAACCAAGCAAUCAAGAAAAUCGACAAAAAACUGGAUCAGAUAAUUGAAAUGCUACAGCCUUCUCCUAAUACCGGUAAGAAAUUCUUUGAACAGCGUUUUGUGAUGAAUUUAUUAUGAAAUAGUUCGAGACUUCAGGAGUGAUAAACCUGAAUACAAACCAUGAAAAAAUAUCUCAUAUCUCAAAGUGUUUCUUACGGAAUGGUGUGGAAAGUCUUCUUUUUACAAAUAACACGCUUUAUAUCCUUUUAUUUUCGGUCUCACAGCUUCAACGUGCAAGGAAAUCUAUACCAAGAACUUGUAAGUAUAUACGUCUACAAACAGUCAACAAAAACUUCCAAAAAAACGAAUUGGUCCCAGAAUAAAAGUUCGUAUCGGUAAAUUUAUGUAACUAAGGUAAAGGCAAUCUAAAGAAUGCUUAAAUUCUAUGGAAAAUUAUUAUUGUGGGUUUCAUUUGAUGUAGGCAAACAUUGCAGCGCUAAAAGCCCUUAAAACACUAAACCUUGAACUGAUUUAGGUUAGAUCUUUAAAAAAAAGACUGGCCUUUAUGGUCACAAAAGAAAAACACAGAGAAUUGCUUCUGAAUAUUCUUCAGUAUUUUAGAAAAUAAAAAGUGAAAAGUGGUGCACAAAUGGUUACAAGUAAACUAAAAUACCGAUAAGAAAAUGGUAAGAAAAUAAUAAGAAGAUAAGAAUAAAAAAGAAUUAAAAUUAAAUAGAAAACUCAGACAAUUUACGAAACACUCAAGCUGGAAAGAUAGUUUAUGAAUCACUAACUUAAGAGGAUUGAACAGUUAUCAUAUAUAUGGCGGUAACGAAAAGUCCUUCUUAUCGAUAAAGUCAGUAAAAACAACACUACUCGAUAUUUUUAUAAGAUUAUUCAACUUCGACCAAACAUUGCUUAUCUGAUAAGACAAAUUUCUUUUAGGAGAAUUCUGAUUUUCCAUCGCGUCCUAACUUUAACAGAAACAAACAAACAAACAAGCUGGGAGUAAUCAGUAAAGUGGUAUGUUUUAACAGGUCCAGUGAAAAUAAAGCGUAUUUGCUUGAUGUUGGAUCUGCAAAGAUUCCCGUAUAUUGUCACAUGACCAAGCAUGGUCUUGAUGCAUGCGGAGGAGGUGGAUGGACACUGGUCAUGAAGAUCGAUGGCUCAAAGGUAUUACAAGUUAAAUGUUUUCACAAGCUGUCACGUUUGUCAUCACCUAAUUCCCAAUACAAAGGUAAAGCAACAAUGUAAGUCAGAAGUCCAUGUCAAAUGAAAGAAAGGGAAUACGGUACGUACGUGUAGUGUAGGUUUAAAAAGUUUUAGCUCAAUUGACUGUAAGUAGUAACAGACAAAGUAUGAAGAGAAUAAUAAGUGAGGACUUCGCAACAAGACCAGUGAAAACCGAGGCGAGACUGUAUCAUAUUUCUCAAACAGAUAAAACAGCUGGUAGUAACAGCUGAUAGUACUCUUUAUGAAUAAGUUAACUGAUUUUUUUUUUUUUUUCAGAAAACAUUUCACUACAAUUCUAAACUAUGGAGCAACAAAGUCGACUUCAACCUUCCAGGAGGGAAAAAUGGGUUGGACAAUCACGAGACCAAGUUACCGACUUAUUGGAACACACCGUUUAACAAGAUCUGUCUUGGAAUGAAGAUAGGUCAGCAGUUCAAGUCUGUUGUCAUCAACCAUCAAGCCAGAUCCCUGUAUUCACUGAUCGCAGAUGGCAAAUACCGAGCUACUUCACUGGGCCGUAACAAAACGUGGAAGAAGCUCAUUGGGUCUCGGGCCUCUUUACAACCCAACUGUAACAAGGAAGGAUUCAACGUUCUAGGCACGUAUAGCAACCACUCUAAAGCAAGAAUUGGUAUCGUUGCUAACAAUCAAAAUGUCUGUAACAGCUGCGACUCCAGAAUCGGGUUUGGCACUAGAGGGCUUUUCGAUGACUCCAACACGUGUGGUAACGAAGCUACUUGUGGUGGAGAUAAUGGCGACCAGCACAUCAAAGCGAUGGGAUACAUCUUGGUCCAAUAAACGGCCUUCAAAUCCAACUAACAAACUAUUGAUUGUUGUUGAUUACCGUUUCAAAAGUUAUUCCAUUAAGGGGUUUGUAAAAAUGAGAUGAAAUAAAAUCCUGUAUUGAAAAGGCUUUUCUCUAUCAUUUGGAUUAAAAAAGUACCGUCUCAGGCCAAAAACUUAAUCAGGACACGAAGGUUUAUAGAAACUCGGCUUAAGACCCAACAGAAAGCGUUGAAGGUGUGAUUGUUGCAAACCUCGUAUCAACCAGCGCCUGUUAUAAGGUAACAGACUUGAGCCGCAACCAGUUCCCAGGUUGAUACCUUUGGAGAACGUUUUUAGAGAGCAAGGACGAAUUUUUAUGUUUUCAAAAGCACCAUCGAGUUUGGGGCAGAAGGUAUCAAAAUUCAGAACGAAGGAAUAUGCUUUUCAAGCAUCGUCUCAGAUCAAAACUGACUCUAUCAAGAUACUGAGCGCGGAACGAAGUGUUAUAGACACUGCUCAAGCGCUAUUAAACGCUUUAUGUAUAACUUUUGUCUUAUUUGUAUCAACGUCAUGAAAUAAUGUUUACUUUUUGUUUCGUAAAUUAUUUAAGACCACAACUGGUUUUCACGUUAAUACUUUUUACACAAGGAAGCACUAGAAAAAAAUAACGAAAAAAGAAAGGAAGGAAGGAGAAUACAAACCAAGACUUCUAAAGAGUAAAAUUAAGGUAUGGACCAGCGGCCGAAAGUGCAUUUUCCUUGAACUUAGACUUCACUUUACUUUAUGCAGGAAAAAAGAUAUAGAAGUAUAGGCCAAAUCUAAAAGGAGCAUAACAACUUAAGACUUUUUAGGUUUGCAACUCUAAAAUCUGCUAACAAUAAACACUCUUUUAAAUAAAAUUUCCUUUGCGGCCAGCAAUACGCAAUUUUCUCGACGACCUUAUGCGACCGCAAGUACCGAAAUGUAUUUAGUAUUUACUAUCACAUUUAAUGAGAAUGUCAACAUAUUUGACAGCUUGUCAAAAAAUAAAACUAAUUGUUAAUUAUCCAACUGAAAAAUUUUCUGGUCUCCAACACAAGUCCACUAUCCUGAGAUGAACAAAUAGAGACUAUCUUAGAGGAAUAUUAAAUUCAUCCAGUUUCAUUUGGCUUCCAAAAUGGAAUCUUGGCUUUUUGCAGCGUUUUUCGUGUUUCUGGUCGCAUACGUAGCUUAUGGGGCAAAAAUUACAAACAGCACGAAUAACGUUCACGCCCAAACAGACGAAGAAACAAUUGUGUGCAAUCAGUACAUUGGAACGGACGCGAGAACCAGCGAAGCUAUCAAGAACUUGGAUGAAAAGCUGGAUCAGAUAAUCAAACUACUACAGCCUUCUCCUAAUCCAAGUGAGAAUUGCUUACACAAAGAAAAUUAUCCUCCGUUCAGAAAAACAGUUUCUUGCUUGACUACAGGCAGAAUAAUGAAAUGAAGUAUACAAAAGUAAGUCUCGAAAAAUUUCUUAGUUUAUUUUCUUUUUGGCCGAUUGCCAUUUAGAGCACAACGCAAGCGAAGCUUAGCUGCUAACGCGAGGAAUGACAUUAAACCAUGAAAUAGCUUAUUCACUGCGUAAAGUGUUAUUUGUCGUUAACCAUUCGCAUUAUUCAACAGCCUUAAAAAGAAUUUAGAAGUACUUGUGAAUCAUCUUGAUAUAGCUAAUGUUGUUUUCUAAUUCUCCAGUAACAGCUUCAACGUGCAAAGAGAUUUAUAAAAAGAGCAUGUAAGUACAAAAGAUAGAAGAAACACCAUUUCACCACUGUUUAUUUACACGUAUUCAUUUGCAAACACAAAGUUUCCAACUUCCGCAAACUGAACUACUGCCAAAAUAUCAGGUUUUUUACUCACGAAUNAGAAUUGCUUACACAAAGAAAAUUAUCCUCCGUUCAGAAAAACAGUUUCUUGCUUGACUACAGGCAGAAUAAUGAAAUGAAGUAUACAAAAGUAAGUCUCGAAAAAUUUCUUAGUUUAUUUUCUUUUUGGCCGAUUGCCAUUUAGAGCACAACGCAAGCGAAGCUUAGCUGCUAACGCGAGGAAUGACAUUAAACCAUGAAAUAGCUUAUUCACUGCGUAAAGUGUUAUUUGUCGUUAACCAUUCGCAUUAUUCAACAGCCUUAAAAAGAAUUUAGAAGUACUUGUGAAUCAUCUUGAUAUAGCUAAUGUUGUUUUCUAAUUCUCCAGUAACAGCUUCAACGUGCAAAGAGAUUUAUAAAAAGAGCAUGUAAGUACAAAAGAUAGAAGAAACACCAUUUCACCACUGUUUAUUUACACGUAUUCAUUUGCAAACACAAAGUUUCCAACUUCCGCAAACUGAACUACUGCCAAAAUAUCAGGUUUUUUACUCACGAAUCCAUCAUACCUUCAAGACAAUGAUGUUCUCAAGGCGUAGAAGAGAAGAUAAAAAACAAAGAGGACAAAAUGAUCAGAUUUUUACUAAAUCUUGGAACAUAUUCACGACUUUAGACUUCAAGGUCGCAAAAAAAAAAAAACACAUUUGUUCUCAGUGAGUGAUGAUAAAAUUGAAAAUAUAAAUAACAAAAAUCGGUUUGCCAAUAUUGAAAAUAAUAAGUAAAGAUAUCGAUCACUAUUUCAAUGGGAAAAUAUAUCACAGAUAUAAAAAAAUUCCAUAACGUUGGAAACGUUCUAGUUGAAAUAGACGUUUAAAUAAGCUAUUGGCAUAAGAUGACGGAGUACGCCGAGGACGUAAGCAACAGAUCAAGAAUCACAGCCCAGUCUUGGGUUAGUAAUAAAGUAAAAAAAUAUACUCUUACAGAAGGUCAAAGUCAGUAAUGACUGCGUAACUCUGUAUUAUUUGAGUAUCAAAUGUGUCAUAUGAAAAUUCGAGAAAGCUUUACAGAUAAUCCUAGGCUAUUUUAUUCAGGUUUUAAAAAAAAUUCUCCCUUCUGGCUCUCAAUAAAGAAACAAAUAUUGUGAUUUGAAGUAAAUUAAUGACGUUCUACGUUUAACCAGGUCCAAAGCAAACAAAGCGUACUUGCUGGACGUUGGAUCUACAAAGGUUCCCGUAUAUUGUCACAUGACCAGUCAUGGGCUUGAUGCAUGUGGAGGAGGUGGAUGGACGCUGGUCAUGAAGAUCGACGGCACAAAGGUAUUAAAAGUGUUCUUAGAAGUUUCAACGUUUGUCAUCACCUAGUUCCCAAUAUAAAGGUGAACUUACAAUGUAAGUUACGAGUCCACGUCAAAUGAAAGAAAGGGAAUCUAUUCCGUGUAGGUUUAAAGAGUUUUAGCUCAAUUUACUGUAAGUAGUAACAGACAAAGUAUGAAGAGAAUAAUAAGUGAGGACUUCGCAACAAGACCAGUGAAAACCAAGGCGAGACUGUAUCAUAUUUCUCAAACAGAUAAAACAGCAAAGUGAUAGUACUCUAUAUAAAAGAGUUAACUGAUUUUUUUUCCAGACAACAUUUCACUACAAUUCUAAACUAUGGAACAACAAAGUCGACUUCAACCUUCCAGGAGGGAAGACUGGGUUGGACACUCACGAGACCAAGUUACCGACUUAUUGGAACACACCGUUUAACAAGAUCUGUCUUGGAAUGAAGAUCGGUCAGCAGUUCAAGUCUGUUGUCAUCAAUCAUCAAGCCAGAUCCCUGUAUUCACUGAUCGCAGAUGGUAAAUAUCGAGCUACUUCACUGGGCCGUAACACGUGGAAGAAGCUCAUUGGGCCUCGCGCCUCUUUACAACCCAACUGUAACAAGGAAGGAUUCAACGCUCUAUGCACCGAUAGCAACCACUCCAAAGCGAGAAUUGGUAUCGUUGGUAACAACCAAAAUGUCUGUAGCAGUUGCGACUCCAGGAUCGGGUUUGACACUGGAGGGCUCUUUGAUGACUACAACACCUGUGGCAACCAAGCUACUCACGGUGGAGAUAAUGGCGACCAGCACAUCAAAGCGAUGGGAUACAUCUUGGUUCAAUAA